CCAAAAAUGUGUGAGGGCCGUCCUCUAAAACGACACUUCAGUCUCUUGACUCUCUUCGUCAAAACCCCACAAUGCCGAAAUCGUCUCCGCCCAAACCCAUGAUCUGCAAGACCCAAAUUGCGCCGGAAGUGGUUUCAGUCACGAAAAUACUACAGAAAAAGCUCGAUAAUACCGAUAAGAAUACCAUUCUCGGAGCCUUCAUAGUGGAGUAUCAGCUCCAUUACAUCAGUGGGAGCCCUUACUACAACGGCGAAAUUACUUUUCAAAAUGGUGACACAAAGCAGGUGUCUUUUGUUCCGUUUGAUAAAGCAGAAGGCAAGAAAGUUCGUGAUAUAUACCGUUAUAGCACCAAUAUCUGUGAUGAAAGAGUUCUUAAACCCUGAUACAUUUCAUACUGUGAGGACAUUUCCCAGCACAUUAUUUGCUAUGACCGGUUCGACUCCUCCUUACAAGAUUGGCUGCUAAGGUGGAUGAAAUUCAAUAGUGUUAAAGGUGCAUAUGAUUUGCCUCACAUGGUAAUCAAGACACAAAUCAGCAAACUAUUGAAUUCUGUGAAUAGCAUUCACAACAACGGACUGCUUCAUCUAUCACUUUGUGAUAUUUCCAACUACGUUGUUAUUAACAACAAUUGGUAUAUUAUUAAUGUCGGUGGCACACUUAACCAACGCAAUAGACAGCUAAUGGUCACAAAGGACUUUGAAAGUUUUGGUAACAUGCUUAAGACACAUGUUCUCUUAGACACUUCAUGGCGAGAAAGUAAUGACUUCUUAAACACAUUGGCAAAUGUGUCUAAUGCAAAUGUUUGUCCUAACCGACUUGUCCAGAUUCUAUUAGACAAUGCAUUCUUCAAAUCUUCAUAUGAACGACUUCAGACGUUUUCAGAAAUUCAUCAUGGAUGGGUGGACCGUCGUCGCAGUUGUAGGAUGUUAAAUAAUGCCAUUUCAUCUGGAGCGUUUAACUGCUAUAUCACUAAUGGAGGAUGGGAUCACGUUCCUAUGAGCUAUGUUUUGUCUCAAGUUUACUGGUAUCAGAACAGCCCUGCCAACAACAAGUAUGAUGGACAGCAAAUAACGAGCUUAAUGAGGUUUUGCCGCAAUGUGUUUGAACAUUAUCACCAAUAUAGGGGUAAUGUAAAUCUCAUUGAGAAUGAGAUGAGACGAUUAUGGCCCGGAUUUUUGGAAACACUACUUUAUUACUACUGAGAAUUCGGCCAACAAGAGGGAGAUCAAUUGGAAUGACAAACUGAAGGAGUUUUUUGAAGGGAAGGAAAAUGUCAACUUUUUUGAGAUGGGAAGUUGCUCUCACACCAUUUUAAUUUCUGCACCAUAAGCUUCUUUUGAGACUACUCUGCAGGCAGGGGAUUUGCUAUUUGAUAUUUAGCUGGUACACGUCUAAAGUAACAGGGUUAAACAUGUAAUUGGUUAUGUUUAUGUAAUUAUCUUAUAUCAGUUUUGCAAAAGCAAUUAGAUGUGGUGGAAACCGUAUCAGGGGAUACUACUUUUAGUUCUGUGUCAGAUUGCAUAUUGAAUGUUCUGCAGGUAAAUCGUUUUUCUGGUCAGUUAUGCAGGUAGUUUUUGGUUAGAAGAAAGAGGGAUUCAAGUACUUGUCUCUGAGGUCUAAUUGUACAAGAGUUACAUGUAGAGUCAAUGUGGUUUCCUUUUUUUUCAUCAAAUUUCUAAUUUUCAUACUCCGCCAUCUCUUCGUCUUUAUUAUUAGAACUUGGAACUUUG
Rosa chinensis is the source of this 1730-nucleotide messenger RNA. RefSeq lists its product as uncharacterized. Lineage: Eukaryota; Viridiplantae; Streptophyta; Magnoliopsida; Rosales; Rosaceae. Bases 471 to 1202 code for a protein of 243 amino acids. The record is from RefSeq and is a predicted model, not a curated record. The transcript is spliced from 5 exons.